GAAGAGCUCUGUGGCUUCAGGCUAUUCACAGAGGACGAAAAUCACAAUCAAUGGGACCCGGCCAGUCAAUACUGUACGUCUGUGGUAAACACUUCAUCACAGGAUACCAUGUGAAUGACGGCGAGCAUCCAGAUUAUGUUCCAUCCAUAUUCCCACAACGACCAUCGUCAGAAGGCUCUAAGAGGCUAAAGCGAUACCAAAGGAGAUAUGCUGUUUCUCAGCAUGAGGUCCUGCCAGCAAAAAGGCAGCGAAUAAAGCCACCUACAGAGGCUUCUCCUUCUGAAACCCCUGAAUAUUUUAAUACAGCCUAUCCUGAAGCCCCUUUCACUGAGGAUUCACUUCCUCAGCCCUCUGAUGAUUAUGAACUGAGUGACACGCCAGCAUUACAUAGGCAGCAGGUUUCCAUUGCCAUAGAGGUUGCCAAUCUCAGGAGAGAAAGAGAUGAGGCAAGAAGAGAAAGAGAUGAGGCAAGAAGAGAAAGAGAUGAGGCAAGAAGAGAAAGAGAUGAGGCAAGAAGAGAACUCCAGAACUGGUCUAAGGAGCGUUUGUCUGUUCAUGCUAUUAAAGGAAACGACAGUGCAUGCAGGGCCAUGACUGGGCUCAGCUGGUCAGUUUUUGACUGUCUUCACCGAUAUUUAGUUCAGUUCAUCAAAUCAUCACCAAAAGGUUUUAGAUUGUCUACCCAGGACCAGCUCUUCCUUUGCUUGCUCAAGCUACGCCAAAAUCCAUCGAUUGCUUUGCUGAGCCAAAUACUACACAAACCAGAACCCACCGUCCGCCACAUAUUCCAACGUUGACUGAAUCUUUUGUAUGCGAAAAUCACUUUCCUCAUUCACUGGCCUGACAGGGAGUGCAUCACCCAAACCAUACCACCAGUGAUGAAGGCCAACUUUCCGCGCCUCACAUCAAUUAUAGAUUGCUUCGAGAUCAGAAUUGAACAUCCAAAAGCCCUUAAAGCCAGGUAAAGG
This is a messenger RNA of Gymnodraco acuticeps, 968 nucleotides long. RefSeq lists its product as uncharacterized. Bases 51 to 797 code for a protein of 248 amino acids. The transcript has 2 exons. Lineage: Eukaryota; Metazoa; Chordata; Actinopteri; Perciformes; Bathydraconidae. The record is from RefSeq and is a predicted model, not a curated record.